This is a messenger RNA of Coregonus sp. 'balchen', 3030 nucleotides long. Lineage: Eukaryota; Metazoa; Chordata; Actinopteri; Salmoniformes; Salmonidae. The record is from the annotation of a GenBank genome assembly.
CUUCCACGAUUUUGAGGCACGGUUGAAAUACUCACACUUGUAGCCGUUUCGUUCUUUAAUUUGAGCUCAGCAGCCGCGAGGUUCGUUGUUUAAAGCUGGGAAACUGUUGUUGCUUUCCAACGUAAGGAAAGGGAUCAACACGAAUUUCAAAAUCUGGCAACAUCCACCUUUCUCUAGGCUGGAUUUUAAACCGUGAAACUUCGAAGUUUUUCUUUUAGAUUUUAUUUUUGUUUAGAAAACCUAAAAUAUGGGAGCUCAGUUGUCCAAGGGUGGAGUAGCUGUUGAGGCGAAAGCCGACGCCGAGCCGGCUGUCGCUAAAACAAAUGGCCAGGUAAGAGAGAUGUCCAGUUGCAUGCUUCCACAUUAGGUACCCAACGCCCUGGUCCAGCGUGAGUUGCAUGGGCAACGUGUUAACGUUACCAGACUAGCGAGACCUCACGCCUACCAGUGGACAUUAUAUUUACUUACUAAUUAGCUAAAUCAUAUUUGGAUGAAAACCUCCUGUUUCGAUUGCAAAGAGAAAGAUGGCAUUUUGUAAUUAACUGGUUUAAAAAUGUGUGCAUGGUUGGGUGGCUAAUCGAUGGGUGCCAUGCCACAGUCAACACCACCCUUUGUUUAAUUCGUCUCGAACUUUUUGCCAUAAUCAAGUAGUUUAACACCAGGGCUGAUCAAAAUGGUCACAUGGUUAUCACCUGGAUGGAAAUAUCAGUUUUAAUUUAACUCGUUUUCUCUCAUGAGUUGGCGCUAGAAUUUGGCAGCGAUCGCCCACUCGCGGAACAACAGAUGCAGAGGAUGCAAAUGGACUUUGCUCGAGGCUGAGGCUUGAAAGCAAAGCGCACGGGCGCCAACAAAGCGUUGUCUAUUGAAAAAAAGCGAGCAAUCGGACUAUUUUGUGCCAUUUUCGAUGUAAUCCUUCAUUUGUAGAGAUGGACACAUUAAAUUGUAAAGUCAAACCUUGUUUUAUUACACAUGCCGCCCGCAUGCCCGUUAUCUGGAUGAUGACUUGCUAUUCUACUGUAGCUGAUGGUUGUAAAAUGGGUGCGAUUGCCAGUCUACCAUCUCAUUGAGGCGGCACGCCUACCAGUUGGUGCAUUCUCUAGCUAGCAGAGAUGGUUAACUUUCCUUGACCAAAAUAUUGUAGGAUAUUCAAUUAUUAUAGUUAAGUUUGAUAUCACAAAUUGAAAUAACAUCAAUGUUAGCUAGUUUGGUUUGUUCGAAUGGCAAGAAAUUUAGAAAUGCACUAUAUUGCCAUUUUGCAACUAAUAGCACAACUAAUCUGUUUCUUGAUUUGAUCGGAUUCCUUUGUUCCAAAAUACUGCUUGCUGUUGUGGCGGAGCGCGAAUGCCACCACGUGGUCGAUGGGAGUAAUGCAAACUAGCUGUGCAUAUUAAGCGUUUUGCUGUGCAUUUCACCUGGUCAAGUAAUUGUCCACAAUGACAAAACCUCUAUGAUACGUUGGUUGGCCAUACAGCAGCACACUCAGCUUUUUUUUGAGAGAAUUAAAGUAGUCUGUCUUUAUAUCCCAUGAGCCAUGUCCUUGGUCCACAUUGGCCUGUAGAUUGAUGAAUCAAUUGGAUAUAGGUAUGGGCGGCUUAUAAUAGUUAAUGUAACUUUCUCCCCAAUACCAGUUUAUUUGGAGAAUGUAAAUAUUGUUCUCCACAUAUUUGUAAAUGGUUUCUCACUGUUGUCCACAGGAGAACGGCCAUGUUAAAACCAAUGGAGAUGUCUCUGCCAAGCCCGAUGGGGAUGCUGCCGCCGUAGACGGGAAUGGCCCAGCCGAGCCAGCCAAAGAGGGUGAGAUUGGUGCUGGCGACGCCAUCGAGGCUGCCCCUGCUGCUGAAGGAGAUGCGGUCAAGGCCGAAGGGGAGGCCGCCAAGGAUGCCAAGAAAAAGAAGAAAUUCUCCCUGAAGAACUCCUUCAAGUUCAAGGGUAUCUCGCUGAAGAAGACCAAGAAGAACAGUGAGGAGGGCAAGGAGGCUGCCGCCUCCCCCACGGCGGAGGACAAGCCAGAAGAGAAUGGCCACGCAGCCAAGGAGACCAAAGAGGAGACGCUGGCCGCCGAGGCUGUGGCAGAGGCCAAGGAGGAGGCCACUCCAGCCCCAGAAAGUGAGGCCGCAGCAGAGGAGGCCCCUCCCUCUGAGGCCACCACCGCAGAGGUCACGACACCCGCAGCAUCCGAGGCCGAGCCCAAGGCAGAGUGACCGCGCCCACCACGGCUACUUGAACGUUUCCCCCCAGAUUAAAGUAUAUAUAUAUAUAUAUGACUCGUGCCACGUUCUUAACUUUAUAAACAAAACUACAAACGAAGACAAAUGAAGAAGGAUAUAUCACGUUUGCUCAUUCAGCCACCAGUUCACUGCCUUUAUCAUUUCUCUACUGAUGGAAUCUCACCGGCCCUCUCAUGAUGAAACUGUUGGCUUACGGUGCCCCCUCAUGGUACUUACUGGAACUGGUGUGUGGGGGAAGGUAUUGGAUGUAGAACGAAUCUGGAAUACUGACUUAUUUUCCCAAUUCAUGGAGACAUCCUUUUAACAGCGUGGCAGCCCUAUAACAUUUUAAUUUUUAAUAUCUUGGGAUCUAAUAAUCGACAACGGUUAUGGAGCAGUGCAGACCAUCUCCAUCACUCAAAAAUGACUGUUAUAUGGACAAACCUUUCAAAUGGUCAUAUUAACUUCUAGAAUUCUACAUUCCUAUGUUUUACCCCCAAAUUUCAAGUAUUUUGUGCUGUAUAGAAAAACUAAAUUAAAGCAGGGGAGGUGGAAAAGGCGAUGUCUUUGUUUGUGCAUUUUGAUUAUUUUCUGGCUAAAACCACAUUUGAGCUUUCUGAGUCUUGCAGUGUUCACAUUUCAGAGUUUAUGAUGCAGGGGUUGUGGGGUCGUACAAAAAUCUGCUUUUUAUAUGCAAUUUGUCUCUGUAAAUAUUUUUGGUUAUUUUAUUUUGCUAUCGUUUAAAGAUGUUAAUGGUUUUAUUGUAACUUUUAAUAAGGGUAAAUAAAUGUUUGAUCCCCUCUGAUUGUGUUUUGCCUCUGUC